AUGAAGAAAGUAUACACACAUGGAAAGCAAUUGAGAGAGAAUUAUGGCACUGAAUACAGAAGGAGUAUUGAAAAUAAAGAGGAGUUCUUUGGGGAGCAAGCAAGGAUUCUUCUAAACUUUUCAAAAGACUUCUCCAAGACAUAUACAGUGGACAGUGCCUCCUCUCGUAUUAAGUGGUUUGAGGAUGGUGAAAUAAAUGCGUGCUACAAUGCAGUGGACAGGCACGCCAUCAGCACACCAAACAAAACAGCAAUUGUAUACGAAGAUGACUCUGAGCGAGUGACUGAGAUGUCAUAUCAGGAACUCUUGCAGGAGGUGCUGAUUUUCAGCAAAUAUCUCCAGUCCAAAGACGUGAAGAAAGGAGAUACAGUGUGCAUCUACAUGCCCAUGGAGCCAAAGGCACUUAUUGCAUCGCUGGCUUGUGCGCGUCUAGGUGUCUCGCACACUGUGGUCUUUGGAGGGUUCAGUGCAGAGAGUCUUGCACUCCGAAUGGAAGACUCAGAUGCAGUCUGGCUCAUCACGUCUGAUCACACCUUCAGAGGAGGAAAGAGAAUUGAUUACCUCGGAAAUGUAGCCAGUGCACUGGAGAUACUUCAGUCUGGGGAGUCUUCAUCUUGUCUAAGAGGCAUGCUCAUCUGCAACAAAGAGAGCAUUCCCAGCGAGGUGCUUUCAAAGACAAAGGGCCAUUUAGAAAUAAUUGAUUUAUUGUCUGAUCUUCCAAAGGAGACUCUGUCAAUUGAAGAUGUCCCUUGCGUCUCAGUUCCAUCCGAGCACACGCUGUUCCAUCUUUAUACAAGCGGUAGCACAGGGCGGCCAAAGGGACUGUCUCACAGCACAGCAGGGUACCUUCUGUAUGCAGCCCUUACAACUUUAAUUUGCUUCGACAUAAAAGAGGACGACAGAUUCUUCUGUACAGCAGAACUUGGGUGGAUCACAGGACACUCGUAUGUUAUGUACGGGCCACUUACGCUUGGAAUCACAACAGUUGUCUUUGGGGGCGUGCCCACAUUCCCAGAUCCACUGAGAUUGUUCCGGUCAGUGGAGCGCAUGCAGGCUACGCACCUGUACACUGCACCCACUGUGAUUAGGCUCCUUCAAAAGUCACUGCCCACGUGCUUAGUGCGCCCAUAUGACAUAAAUGAGUCACAGGAUAACUUAACACCUGCAGUCGACCAUGUCCCAAAUUCACCAAUCAGCAGCCGAUCAAUAUUCACGCACGGUGUAACAGACACAUUCGACAGAAGUAGGUACUACAAGGAAUAUAAUGCAUCUGAGGUUGCACUGGACAAAAUAGACCUGUCUUCACUGAGGGUGCUUGGAUCUGUUGGGGAGCCAAUUAACAAGGGAGCGUACGUUUGGUUUUCAAUGUACUUUGGAAAUGGAGUGCUCCCAGUGAUUGACACAUACUGGCAGACUGAGGCAGGGGGUGUUAUGCUGUGCCCUCUCAUCAGUGUCACAGAGUACAAACCAGAAAGUGCUUCAUUCCCCUUCUUUGGCAUGCAGCCUGUUGUUAUGAAAAAGACCACAGAAGUAGAAGACCCAUCAAGCCACAAAGUUGAAGAGGUUGUUGGGCAGACAGGAAUCCUUCUUUUUAAGGACUUCUGGCCGGGUAUUGCAAGAACCAUUGUGAAGAAUCAUGAGAGAUACUGUAGUGCAUAUCUUCAGUAUCCUGGGUACUUCUACACCGGGGAUGAGGUGCUGAAGGACGGAAAUGGGUACUACUGGAUCAGAGGCAGAAUUGAUGACGUGAUCAACGUAGCAGGUCAUAGACUCAGUACUGCUGAGAUUGAGAGUGCUGUGUGCUCGGUUCAAGGUGUUGCAGAGGCAGCUGCACUUGGAGAAGAGGAUGAAGUGACAGGGCAGGGUGUGACCAUCUUCAUAGUCAAAUCCUCUGAUGUACCAGAAGCAGAGCUAUUUGCGCAGAUAAAGGCAGUGCUAAGAAAAAGAAUUGGGUCCGUUGUAAAUCCAAAGAGACUCCUUUCUUGUCCAGAGCUCCCAAAGACCAGCACAGGAAAGAUGAUGCGCCGGGUACUAAGGAAGAUCCUGGAGGGGCAGGAAGUUGGGGAUGUCAGCACAUGCAUUAAUCCAGACUCAAUUACAUUUGCAAAAGCCAGUAUUGCUAAAUAA
Molecule: messenger RNA, 2127 nt
Organism: Nematocida ausubeli
Lineage: Eukaryota; Fungi; Microsporidia
Exons: 1
Coding region: 1-2127 (708 amino acids)
Biological process (GO): acetyl-CoA biosynthetic process
Molecular function (GO): acetyl-CoA synthetase activity
Source: RefSeq, a predicted model, not a curated record